Messenger RNA from Heterobilharzia americana, 2889 nucleotides. NCBI's taxonomy places the organism in Eukaryota, Metazoa, Platyhelminthes, Trematoda, Strigeidida, Schistosomatidae. The record is from the annotation of a GenBank genome assembly.
AUGAUCGUGGAUGAGAUCUUUCGAACAUUCCUAUCAAGUCUUGAUGUCAAACGUGCAUCUAAAGCGGAAAGCAAUGAGGAGAGUGAAAAAGUUUCAUCCCCAUCUGACAGGCGGACAGCAAAAACUUUCCGGUUGUUAUCAUCGUCUUACUUUUACGAAGAGUACUAUGGUUCAAAAUCAAAAACUAAUGGAUCUCAUUCAACCCGAGUUAAACCUCCUCAGUAUUUGUACAUUCAUACACUAAGUGCACUAUUCCUUUGUAUUACUCAAGGUUUAAUUCAUACACCGAAUUUCUCAUUCCCUACAAAUAAUGGGUCCAAUACAUCUGGUCGGAAGUUUUCCUCAUCUGCUAUGUCUACCCCAACACAAAGUUCAUUGGUCUCUGAAGCUGUUACAGUGGAUAGUGUACAAUUUAUUAAAGAUGAAAAACAUGUAUUGAGCAGUUAUAGUACAGCUGUUAGACAUGCGCACUACUUGAUGUCUGGUUUAUUCAAGAGGGUUAACAUGAAAACUGAAUAUGAUAUGCGAUCUAUCUUGGAAACAGUUACAAAUGACUUGAUAAGCGUCACCUUUCAUGCUCCUAUAGAGUGGCCAGUCUCUGGUGUUCUACUAAAUGUACUCAGCAGUCUUUUGAUUCAACAACUGAAUCAAACUAAUCAAAGCUCAGCAAAUCCAAGUGCAUCUGGUUCGCGUGCACAGAAUGCUGAAUUAUGCAGUAAACUUUUAGCUGUUGAUACUCUCACCUCACUAGCUGUUGGUCUGAAACAAGGAGCUAAAAUACACAAUUUAGACUUAUCAUCACCAUCAUCCUUUCAGCAUAAAAUUCAGUCUGCAUUGGAAGAGGCUAAAGAUGAAGGAAUCAAUGAGAACAUGUAUCAAGCCUGCUUAAUUGGUUUAUUGUCAUCACCAAUCCCAGUAAUGCACUACUGGUAUUUUUCAUUGUAUGAUAUUCUUAAAACAACCAAUGGGAAUGAUAAAUCAGAUUUCACGGAAAUCUGUGAGCGUUUGAAUGUCGAUCAGAAUAUAAUGCGCUUUCCUGAACUUUGUUCAAAGUAUUGUGAUUUUCUUCUAGUGAUUUCAUCUGCUGCUUGGCUGCAUAAUUGUAGCAGAGGUGCUUUAGCCACAAGUGCAGAUGCUUCUACAGGAAAUGCAAGAGAUCAUUCUAGUAAUUCAACAAAAAGUAGACCUAAUACUGAAAGAAUUCGCCACCAAUUGUUAGCUGAACUUGCGCUGACGCAUUUACACUCACCUGUUUCUUCACCUGGAUUUUCUUAUUCUAAACAAAACUUAUCCUCCGCUGGUGUUACUUGUGCGGGAUGUCCUCAUUCAUCUUCACGAGGUCGUACAAACUGUAUAUGUUGUUCAUGUAUGGGAUGGGGAGGUUCGUUCAUAGCUCAGUCCAUGUCAUCUCAACGUUUUAUUACAUAUACUCAGUUAUCAAGGUUAUGCAGUAGCAUUCGGUUUCGUUUGGUAGCCCAUGCUCAUAUCUCUGCAGUUUACCUUCUUGGGGCUCAUUCAAUUUUACCGAAUUUCGAUGUUCUCUAUAGUUUUAUUUGUAAGUUAGCCGGAGACUCUUCAGUACCUAUGCGAUCCAAAGCACUACGUUGUCUUGCUUUAUUUAUUGAUGCUGAUCCGAAACUAAUGUGCUUAAAUAAAGAUAUCAAUGAAAAUGACGGCAAAUCUAUUAUUUCAUCGAACCCGAUUUUUGAUAUAUCACAUAUUGUUCGCUCACGUUUACUGGAUAACUCGACUGCUGUUCGAGAAGCUACUGUUGAUUUGAUUAGUCGAUUCUUGACAUUACGUCCGCAAUUUCUGGCUGAAUAUUAUUCUAUUAUUGUGGAACGUGUCUUAGACAAAGGUCUUAGUGUACGUAAACGAGUUAUCCGAUGUUUUCGUGACUUGUUACUCAAUGACUGGAAUAAAUUUAUGGACUUUUCGAAUUCAAAUUCUAAUCGACAUGGUUUCUCCCUUAUUGGAAGUGAAAUUUGCACAGAUAUAUGCUUAAAACUGAUUCGGCGUCUACAUGAUGAAGAUAGCAUUAAAAAACUGGUAAUUGAAGUUUUUCAAGAGUUGUGGCUAACUCCAAUAUCCAAGUCUCAUGCUCGUUUUUCAAAAGUUCUUGAUCGACGGAUCAUAAGUUUAGCGUCAGUGACUUUAACACUUAGACCAAACAACUUUGACCUGCUGGAUAGUUUUAUUGUCCAAGCCUCAUCUGAAGAUGAUUCGCAUCCUGCAGGAUGUCAGUUUGACACGGCUUGUAAACAGAUUAUUGGACGUCUGAUUGUUUUAAUCAAACGACGUAUCGGUCCCUUACUGGUUCCAAGUUCUAAACAGAUUCUAAAACAAGGCGACACAGUCGAAUCUCGAACAUCUCAUUCAAGUUCUAUUUUGUCUAAUAUUCAUGGUCUCAUGGCUUGUUUGCAUUUGGUCAGUCACAGCAAACCCAAUCUUAUUCGACCUUAUGUUGGAUUUUUCAUGGAUCUUUUACAUAAGAUAUGCUUAUCAGCUCCAGGAACAUUUACCAGUACUGAACAAGCACCUGACCGAACGAAACCAGCUAAUACUCAGUGCCUUUAUCAUCUAAUCAAUGUGGUAGAAAUUGUACUCACUGAAAUAGCAUGUGAUUUAAGCGAAUCAGAUAGUCCACCUUUAGAAGAAGCUAUGUUUGCUGGUGUUCCGCGUACUAACUUCUUCCAGUUACAAAGUGAUUUGCUUCAGUUUGUUCAGCGGCAAGGUCGUUUAGUUGUCGAUUCAGCCUUAUCAUGUUUAGCAGUUCUUGUCAAUCAAGUUUUAAAAGAUCAAACUCAGGUUAUGUGCUGUUUUGCACAGUUUUAUAGUCUUCUUACUGAUCUUUCAUUGGAACUACGAGAAGCCUUUCCACUAAAAUAA